AUGUCAAUCCACGCUGUAAGUCGAUCCCAAUGCCAUCUGGCUUGGGAUAAUAGCAUUGCACCUAUUCUUACCGUUUCUUCCGGAGAGACCGUCACAUUCGAUUGUCUGGAUGCUUCGAAUGGUCAAAUUGAUCCGGGAUCUACUGUGUCGAGCCUUUCAUCUCUCGUCUUCUCUCAACUGGAUCAAGUGAAUGGUCCUGUGCGCGUAACAUCUGCCUUUCCUGGAGACACGCUUCAGGUCGAAGUGCUGAACAUAGAGACAGCAAGCUGGGGCUGGACGGCUUGUAUACCCGGCUUCGGUCUCCUUGCUGAUGAAUUCCCUGACCCGGCCCUGAAAGUCUGGUCGCUCAACAAGAACAGUCCGGGCAGCAUAGGCUAUGGAUACGCCUGGUUCGACGAAGCUCGCAGCAUCAGAAUCCCCUUACGUCCCUUCGCCGGCGAGAUGGGCAUUGCUCCCGGAGAGAAGGGUGCCUUCUCCACUAUACCUCCAUACAAAACGGGAGGUAACAUCGACACUCGCCAUCUCAGUGCAGGUUCGACGCUGUAUCUCCCCAUUGCAGUCGAAGGCGCGCUGUUCUCCAUAGGUGACGGCCACGCAGCACAGGGCGACGGAGAAGUGUGCGGAACGGCCAUUGAAACUCCGAUGAAGGUGACGGUUAGGCUGACUGUCUUGAAGAACAAGCCAUACGUAAAGACACCUCACUUCUCCAUCCCGGCUUAUAGCACCAGCGGAGAAGAGUUUUACUGCACAACCGGCAUCGAUUCAGAUAUCAGAGAAGCUACACGUGACUCUGUGCGAAACAUGAUCGCAUUCCUUUGUGCAGAGCAUGGACUUGACAGAACGGAAGCAUACAUGCUGUGCAGUGUGGCUGGAGACCUGAGAAUGCAUGAAGUUGUGGACAUGCCCAACUAUGUGAUCGGGAUGAUGAUACCCAAGUCAAUCUUCACGAAAGCAUAG
Messenger RNA from Sparassis crispa, 957 nucleotides. Its product is annotated as Formamidase. The transcript is spliced from 8 exons. Bases 1 to 957 code for a protein of 318 amino acids. NCBI's taxonomy places the organism in Eukaryota, Fungi, Basidiomycota, Agaricomycetes, Polyporales, Sparassidaceae. The record is from RefSeq and is a predicted model, not a curated record. Gene Ontology annotation, molecular function: hydrolase activity, acting on carbon-nitrogen (but not peptide) bonds, in linear amides.